AUGGGGAACUUUUUGGUUUUUUCAAGGGGAAAAAGGGGGGUUAGACAAGGGGACCCCAUCUCUCCUAUGCUAUUUGUUCUUGCUAUGGAGGUACUGUCCUUAUCCCUUGGCAAUGCAGUUUCCAACAACCCAAGUUUUAAGUUUCAUUGGAGGUGCAGUAAGCUUUCCAUUACUCACCUUGCCUUUGCUGAUGACUUACUACUUUUCUCAUUUGGUAAUCAUAUAUCUGUCAAUGUGUUUCACAAUGCAUUAACAAGGUUCUUACAAUGGUCUGGCCAUGUUUUCUUCUCUGGGGUAGAUAACCAAACCAAAGCAGCUAUACUCUACCUCCUACAAUUUAAUACUAGUGUAUUGCCAAUAACUUACCUUGGUUUACCUUUGAUUUCAUCUGCAAUUAGUGCAACAGAUUGCCAAUCCCUAGUUCAAAAGAUCACAGCUAGAAUUUGCUUUUGGACUUCAAAAUUCCUCUCAUACGCAGGUAGAGUUGUAUUGAUCAAAUCCAUCAUUCACUCCAUCCAAACUUAUUGGUCUCAAAUAUUCAUCUUACCUCUAAAAGUCAUUGAACAAGUCAACCAGAUCUUGAGAAAAUUCUACUGGUCUAGAGUUGAAUUGAGGAAAAGUGGUGCUAAGGUUGCCUGGGCUGCCAUUUAUAGGCCUAAAUACAAUGGUGGUUUGGGUUUUGAUUGUAUUGAUUUAGCUAAUAGAGUUGCAGGUCUCAAGCAUAUUUAG
Molecule: messenger RNA, 729 nt
Organism: Cornus florida
Lineage: Eukaryota; Viridiplantae; Streptophyta; Magnoliopsida; Cornales; Cornaceae
Exons: 1
Coding region: 1-729 (242 amino acids)
Source: RefSeq, a predicted model, not a curated record